AUCUCCGGGGAGAGCGAUGAUAACCCACCGGCCUCAGGGGGUACCAAACUAGAGUGGUAGUAGUGCCUAGUGGUAGACGCUGUUGGGAUGGAUUGGUGGAUGGUGGUGGUGGUGCUGGAUACGAGCGAAGGGAAAAGCAUAAACCCAACGGUGGAGGGUGUCCGCAGGUGUUUCCCGGCACUCUCGGGCGCCCUAAGUGCCAUGCAGAGUCUAUCCUAUGCUAUGUUGCGUUAUAUAGGUAUCACUUUGCAGGAGUAGAGCGAGUGGAGAAGAGAGACGAGGCCGAUACGAGUUGAGAGCAGAGCUAGUAGUGGUGGUGGUGGUGGAUCUCGAGUGUAGAGGGGACCAUCCUCCAUUGCCACCGCCACCGGUGCCGAACAGGGCACAAGAGAAGGGAGCACAGCACAACAAGGCGAUGCUCGAUUUUGCGCACUGGCUCCUGUGCUUUAUCUACAACCCUGCCGCUGAUACCGAGCCAGACAAUCCUUCAGAGACUCCUCCGGAGGAUGCUGUGCCGGAGACACUAGCAUUGUUCCGUCGAGAAAAGGCUGGAUCUCUAGAUUUCUAGUGCGCGCGAACAUAAGCGACCCAAGCUCUGAUUAGAUUUGUGAUAAAAAAAAAAGACUUCAGUCAGUUUGAGUUUUAGUUUUAGUUUUAGUUUCAGUUCCAGUUCCAGUUUUAGUCAGCUUUUUCUGGCGGUUAACACCAGCCCCCAGGCUAAAGUUGUUGUUUAUUUUAUUUUAUUAUCAUUAUUUAUCGAGCAAUAUCCUGGCGGGCAGGAUACGGAUGCUGGAUGUUGGAAUUCAAUGGGUCUCAAGUCGUUUUCAACCUCCGGAAAGGAUGAGACAACAUUUCAGUAUAUCAUUUAUAAAUGCGUAAAAUGGUAUGACAUCAGAAGCCGGCGGAUGGGCCUGCAAUGAGUUUGCUAUGGCCAACAUCUCACGGCUUAGCAGCAUCAGCAUCAUCAGCAGUAGCAGAACCAACACCAACACCACCAGCAUUAGCAGCAGAACUGGAAACAAAAACAGAAUUAGGAUCACCGUCAGCACUAUUUAAGGCUAGGAUUCAAAUAACGGAAACAGACUUAGCGGCGGAUCAUGAGGAACUCACUGGUAGGAGUCAAUCUGGUUGGGAGGUUCGCUCUUCUAGUUUUAGGGGCGUCCAUUGUAACUUGGUGCUACGCGGCGUCGACGUCACCAGAGCACCAGAUUAAGAAUGCUUCCGCUCAAUGUGUGCUCCCGCUGGGAAUGGAAGAGGGUAAAAUACCCGACGACGCGAUAUCUGCUUCAUCUAGUUACGAGACCAAGUCUGUCGGUCCUCAAAAUGCCAGAAUCCGCCAGGAGAAAAACGGAGGCGCGUGGUGUCCCAAAGCGCAGAUCAGCAAUGACAUCCGCGAGUAUUUGGAGAUCGACUUGACGACGAACCACUUGAUAACGUGGACAGAAACCCAGGGCCGGUUUGGAAAUGGACAAGGCCAAGAAUACGCGGAGGCGUUCUUCCUCGAGUACUGGAGAAACUCUAAGUGGUAUCAGUACAAGACGCUUUCAGGUGACAAAAUUCUUCGAGGCAAUAGCAAUACGUACCUGGUGGAGAGACAGAAACUAGAGCUGCCUUUCGUGGCGAGUAGAGUACGCUUCGUGCCCUACAGCCAGCACCCAAGGACCGUGUGUAUGCGAGUAGAGAUAUACGGUUGUAUGUGGGAACAACGAAUAGUAAAGUACAAGAUACCUCGGGGCGUAACCUUUGGUCCCGGGGGCUCCAAUGUUGAAGACACGUCCUACGACGGACGUACAGAUAUAGACGCUAAGUAUUUAAUAGAUGGUCUUGGUCAAUUAGUCGACGGAAUGCUGGGCGAGGAUCCCAGGGUUUCUUCAACCUUAGCUCAUUGGGUCGGGUGGACAGAUAUAAAUCCCGUACCCCUUGUUUUUGAAUUUUCUGACCUUCGGGAGUUUAACAUGUGCGUUAUUUACGCAGCCAAUGCUCCUGUUCGAGGCAUCGAGGUUUUUAAAAAUUUAAAAAUCUGGUUUUCUAAUGACGGAGAGAGUUAUGAUCCAUCAUCAAUAGAGGUAUCUGUUGAAGAGAAGUCACCCUAUUCGCCAGGAAUUAUUCCAAUAGUCGUAUCGCUAAAAUCUCGGCUGGGUAGAUUCAUUAAAUUGGAACUUGAGCCGCGCUCAAAGUGGCUUCUUGUUAGCGAGAUUUCCUUCGAGAGCUUUGCAGGAUCUAGGUUUGGUAAUUCGAGCGAGGAGGGACCAUUGGACACCGUCUCAACAGCCCAGAACGAUUCCAUCACCACGGAGGACCCGAGCGAGUCGUCCUUCAACGAGUUUAACAUCACCGACUCGGAUUCAAACGGGAACCAGACGCCAGACGCGUUUCCAGUAAGCCCCAGGUGGUCCCAGACGUACAUCGGAUUGGUAAGCGGCGCCCUGACGGUCCUGUUACUCCUGCUGACCUGCACCGUGGUCCUGAUGAAGCUUCGCGGGCGAAACAAGGUAGCACUUCUUCAAAAACACACGGCACUGCUUUGUGGCUCAACAGCUCCAGGUAUAACGAUAAAUGUGAAGGAUUUGAAGCUGCCGACCCCGAUCGUCGUUAACGGAACGCAGUCGAGACUGACGGGCAGCUUCAAGGGCUCCUCCUCCAAGCUGAGGUCCAGCUCGAUGUCCAGCUACGACGCGGCGACCUUGAUGAGGGACCACAUGCAGCAGAGCCACUCCUGCGACAUGGCCAGCGAGUACGAGCACCGCAGCGUGUACGCAGAGAGCACCUACAAGCUUCUUUUUCCCGAGGAGAGGUUCAGUGGCUCCAAAACUGACUAUGCAGACGUUGCCGAGUUUGCUUCUGAGUCGGUUAAUUCCGGCACUGCUGGGGGCUCCACGACUUCCUCGGCUAAGGUUUGCGGUGGUAAUUCAACAGUAGCCUUGCCUGAGGCGGAGACGAAUGAAAGGCCGCAACCGCAGACUCCCUAUGCCCACAGGUCCUCCAAGCAUCAUGGUUAUUCAUCCAAGGGUCAUAAAGUGUAUGAGGGAUACUACGCAGCCACUGACAUUCUCACGACUAAAUUUCAGAUAAAAAGAAGAGAACAGCACACUGGAUCGAGCUUGUUCACGUCGCUGCUAAUAGAAGAUUAUUAUAACCAGCACCAACACCAUAAUCAUAAUCAACAUCACCACCACCAGCAUCAGCAUGCUGUUGACAAUUACGACAUACAACACAUAUCAAGACACCGAUUGCGAAUCUUGGAUAAAAUAGGAGAGGGUAGCUUCGGGUUUGUUCAUCUUUGUGAGGCCAAAGGAAUUCACAGCCCGGAUUUGGGCACUAUGAGAAAUCGACAAUUGGUUAUUGUACGGUCUCUUUGGCGCGGAGUUACCGACUCGCUCAAGAAAGAUUUUAUGAGAGAUAUGUAUGUUCUGGCUAAAAUCCGUGACCCAAAUAUCACGAGAAUAGUUGCAUUAGUUGAGGAGGAGCCUUUUGGUGCGGUCUUCGAGUAUGGCGAGCUUGGAGAUCUGCCAGAUUUCAUUCGCAAUCGUGAAAAAUCAGACAACGAAGCGCCAUUAAGUUAUAAUCGAUUACUUAAAUUUAUUACACAUAUUGCAUCGGGUAUGAGAUACUUGGAGAGCCUUAAUAUAGCUCAUUGUGACCUAGCCGCAAGGAAUUGUGUGGUGGGUAAGAAUUUAUCGAUCAAGGUAUCAGACCACGCAAUGUAUUGCAGUAAAUACGAUAGUGAGUAUUACGUUAACGAGUGUUACACCAAGAUACCGCUCCGCUGGAUGGCAUGGGAGGCUGUAUUACUGAGUAAACGAAGCUGUCAAGCAGAUGUAUGGUCAUAUGCAACAACAGUAUGGGAGAUAUUAACAUACUGCGAAGAUUUACCAUUUUCGGAAAUGACUUCGGAGCAAGUGCUGGAGAACUGCGGUAAUUGGUACCAUUCUACGAGCACGAGCACCACGACAUCGUCAUCGUCAUCCCAAGACAAGAAAACACGUGUACUAUCACAGCCGGCAACAUGCUCCAGGGAUCUCUACCGUAUGAUGACCAAGUGUUGGAGUAAACACGCAGAAGAGCGGCCGAGUUUCGAAGACAUAUACGUCUUCCUAAAACGUUUAACGCUUAAUGAAUAGAAAAUUACUGGGGACCGGAAGAGCUCGGCAUGUCGCAGGACCAAUAACCCAACACAAUCAGCUACCAAGCAUUAAUCUCUAUAUAUUUAUAUCAUAAAUAAAUAUAUAUAUAUUAUAUACAUAUACAUUGUAUGUACAAUCACCAACCACCACCACUGGCUGAGGGGAUAACUCUGGCCAACUAAUUUAUGCUCAACUAGGUUUAUCUUCUUCCUGUAAGCAUAAUCGUAACUUAUUUAUAAGCAUCUACAAGGUAAGAUUUUUUAUAAUCCAUGUCAAGUGCUAAUUUCUCUCCAAGCUCAUCGAUAACACAACAAGAUUAAAACAAAUAGUAAUACCCGAUAAGAGUAGGCAGAUUAAAUCUCAUUAUUUAUAGAGUUUUUUUUCUUGUUUUUUUUUUUUUUUUUUUCAUCGCUCUUGUAUAUUAGCCGUUAGAGCAAGUCAAUAUAAAUUAGGUUAUUAAAUAUAUAUUGAUACGAGACUAAGACGUGGAGUUUAUUGAUAAACAAGUUAAUACUAAUUAAUAAUUAAUCAUGUUUAUUAUUAAAUAAUAAUAAUAAUAAACACAAUGCAAUUAUCAACGACGAUAAAUUUAAGAGUAAUACGCUUCAUGAGUUAAUGUUCACGUUGCGUCCCACAUAUCCUAGUCUUCACUGUAAGCCAAAGACGCGUCGUUAAAUUUAUAUCAUGCUCAUGAUAAAUAUUAUAUCAUUAUUAUUAAUUAUUAAUGACUAAUGACUAACUUAUAAUUAUAACGAAGGAUUACAUAAGAAAUUUAAGAUGUAUAUGUAUAGUUGAGUGGACUUCUUGUAAAUUAAUUAAUAUAAUACACCUGUACCUUUCCUCUUCGCCGCUCAGGUCUGUCAUUACUUACUAAUACGGCUUCUAUUCAUGUUAUUAUUAUCAUUAUAGUAGUUAACUUGAGUGCAUUGUUGCUCGAGCGCUUAGCUCUUCCUCAAUUCAAUAUCACAAUUUAUUUGUAUAUUACAAUUUACGUUACAUUCGGAGAAUAAUUGUUACUAUUGUCUGUACUGAACAGGACAAACUAUUGAAUUGAAUUUAAUUAAAUUGGAUUGAAUAUCAUUAAAUAAUAAUGAAUAAUAUAUUAUUUUACAUAAUGACAAUUAAAACAUAAGAAGUACCACAAAUGCAAUCAUCGGAUUGUGAUAUGUCAUAUGACAAAAAUUGCUUGAUAUCUCUUCUUACAGAUAUAUAGAUAUAUAUGAAAUUAUUUAUAUAAAACGUAUAAACUAUUUAAAAAUGUUUACAAAAUAAAAAUAAUAAAUAAUAAUAAUAAUGAUUAUUAUUAUUAUUGAAAAAAAAACCAAAAAAAAAAAAUAAUUGAACGGAGAAUGCUGAAUUAGUAUUAACAUUUAUGUUAAAUAAAACGCGGUAUUAUCUAUUAUUGACAAAAUACUACGAGGAAUGACAAUUUAUACGACAAUCAAUUUUUGGGAGUUGCAUCACUCGUGAUAUAUGAUAUUGCAAAUUAUAAUUAUUAAUUAUUGGGCUAAAGUGAAACUAGUUAUUUGUUAUAAUUAUAAUGCAGUAUUUGCUUUGUUGAUAAAACAUAGUAAUUAAUUAAUUAUUAAUUAUAUAAUUAUUAUUAUUAUUAUUAUUAAUAUUAUCAUGGUAUUAUUAUUAGUUAUAAUAAUAAUAAUUGGUGAUGAUGAUGAUGAUUAAUUUGUAGUCUGUACAUAUAUAAUCAAGCGAACAGUAUUGACUCUUAAUUAAUGUUAAAAUGUUUUAACAAUAAUAAUCAGACGCCCAAAUGGUUUAAUGUCUCCAAGUAGUCGAUAGAUUUUAUUAAACAAGAUCCGUAGUUCUAAACAAAAAAAA
Cotesia glomerata is the source of this 5960-nucleotide messenger RNA. RefSeq names its product discoidin domain-containing receptor 2-like. Gene Ontology annotation, molecular function: collagen binding; protein tyrosine kinase collagen receptor activity; ATP binding. The record is from RefSeq and is a predicted model, not a curated record. The coding region runs from base 1098 to 4121 and encodes 1007 amino acids. NCBI's taxonomy places the organism in Eukaryota, Metazoa, Arthropoda, Insecta, Hymenoptera, Braconidae. Gene Ontology annotation, cellular component: signaling receptor complex. The transcript has 9 exons. Gene Ontology annotation, biological process: multicellular organism development; protein phosphorylation; cell surface receptor protein tyrosine kinase signaling pathway.